Molecule: messenger RNA, 666 nt
Organism: Lathyrus sativus (Indian pea)
Lineage: Eukaryota; Viridiplantae; Streptophyta; Magnoliopsida; Fabales; Fabaceae
Source: the annotation of a GenBank genome assembly
AUGGCUUCUCAAGUUUUUCUUCAGGCUCUGUUUUCCCCUAAUCAAUGUCUUCCGAGCAAGCUAUGUUUCGCAUCUUCUUCUUCCUCUGCCUCCACAUUCGGUUCUCGUAACUUGCCGUUGAUUUCAACCUCAAUUUCACGGCGUUGCAGUCCUCUCAUUGCUAAACCUACUUUUAUUGCUAGAGCUGAUUCCAAUCCCGACGCUGCUUCCGCUUCGGAUGUUGUAGAUGAGGUUCCGGAAACUGAUGCUGAACAGAUUUCGGAAUCUGAACCAGAGGUUGAACCAUUGAAGCCACCAAGACAAACUCGGGUCAAGCUUGGUGAUGUUAUGGGGAUAUUGCAUAAGAGGGCAAUUGAGGCUUCGGAUGAAGUGAGGUUCACUCCGGACAUUAGGACUGGAGAUAUUGUAGAAAUCAAAUUGGAAGUUCCCGAGAACAAGCGUAGGUUAUCACUUUACAAAGGUAUUGUAAUCUCAAGACAAAAUGCUGGUAUUCACACUACUAUUCGAGUCCGAAGAAUUAUUGCUGGCACAGGUGUUGAGAUAACCUUCCCUCUGUACUCUCCAAACAUCAAAGAAAUCAAAGUGGUAAAGCACCGAAAGGUCAGGAGGGCAAGAUUGUACUAUUUAAAACACAAGCUUCCCAGAUUCUCUACUUUCAAAAAAUAA